Messenger RNA from Mercurialis annua (annual mercury), 925 nucleotides. Its product is annotated as ethylene-responsive transcription factor ERF091. Lineage: Eukaryota; Viridiplantae; Streptophyta; Magnoliopsida; Malpighiales; Euphorbiaceae. The coding region runs from base 86 to 856 and encodes 256 amino acids. Gene Ontology annotation, molecular function: DNA-binding transcription factor activity; DNA binding. Gene Ontology annotation, biological process: ethylene-activated signaling pathway; regulation of DNA-templated transcription. The transcript has a single exon. The record is from RefSeq and is a predicted model, not a curated record.
UUAUGUAUGCAAAGAAAACGUCUUGUUCAUUAAUAUCUCGGAAAUAUACCGCCAUAGUUAGGGCAGUCAAGCCAACUCUCGCACCAUGGCUACACAAAGUGAUGAUCAUCAACUACUAGAAAAUGCAUGGGCAAGCUUCAUAGGAGUUGAAGCAGACAAACAAACAAGCAUUUAUAACGAGGUUCCAAAACCAUGGGAGGAACUGCCAAAUCUUGACGAGUCAGCAACAAUUCUCGAAAGGCUACCGAGUUUAGGCCGGUGGAUAUCAAUAGGAGCCGAAACCUGGGAACAACUUCUCGCAGGAAUAGACAUGAACACAAACAUGAACACCCCUACAAGUAAUAUUAAUAAUAACAAUAACUCAUCAUCAGAAAUUUGCAGAAACUCGAAUAAAUCGAGUAAUGGCGAAAAUAAUAAGAAUUUAUCGGGUACAAGUCGACGUUACAGAGGAGUAAGACGAAGGCCGUGGGGUAAAUAUGCAGCUGAGAUAAGGGACUCGUCAAGAAAAGGAGCUAGGGUUUGGCUUGGAACUUUUACUACAGCUGAAGAAGCAGCUUUAGCUUAUGACAAAGCUGCCUUAAGAAUCAGAGGCUCUAAGGCUCAUCUCAAUUUUUCAGUUGAGACCGUUACUAAGGCUAUGGGAAUUGAGAACAGUUCUUCAUCAUCAACUAAUGUUCGGCAUAGAAAAAGGGCGUGUGUUGAAGAAAAUGAUGAGAUUAUGGAAGAGCCUGCAUUAAAAAGAUUGGCUAGUGGGGAUGAUACGACGUCGUUUGGGAGUUGUGAUGACGUGUUUGAUGUGCUGGAACUCCAGGAUCUUGGGAGUGAUUACUUGGACAGUUUGUUGUCUUCUUUAUGAUUUGCGAUUGAUAAUUAAACUGGAGGAACAUUUCCAUCUGAGAAAAAUGGACAAUUGACAUGUAGGUAU